AGGGGAGGAGGAGGAGGAGGAGGGCAAUCCCUGCUUUUAUUUUUCUUUGCAGACGGCCGCAGUUGAGCACAAAAACAAAGUUGAAGCAGCCGAGCUGUGAGUCAACACCGGCGCUGAUGAGCUCGUGUGAAGCGGAGGAACUGGAGACUUUUAUCUAAAGAGAUUUGAGCUGGUUUAUUUUUCCCAUUGUUGGAAAAAGGGGAAGGGCUCUGCCAGGAGAAAAAACAGAAAACAAACAACCGUUUGGAAAUGAAGUUAUGCGUCAGUGAGUGCGCACUUUACGCACAGAGCGCACCAUGACACUGUGAAGUGUUGGAUCACCUCGUCUUUUAUUGUUGUUCACGUGUUUAGGUUUUAUUUCCUUUGUUGUGUCAGCUCUUCAGAACUCACUGUCAACAUGUGUCGCGGCUAAAAAACUUUAAAGCGCACGCAGAAGCCAGAGCAGGUGAACCUGAGACAGCAUGGGGGCCAAGCAGAGCAGCCCCGGAUUUGAUGGCAGAACUCGGGCUUAUUCCAGCUCCGAUCUCCCAUCUGGAAACACCAGCGGAGGGGUGCGCGUGGCCGGGUUUAGGUACACCAAUGGACCAGAUGGCCCCCGGAUCCGUUACACGGGUGGGCGGCCGACCAGCUCCGGGCUCAGUAUACCUGCGGGGUCACACGUACUCAAUCAGAGCCUGGAUGGCACAGAUGGUGACGAGGAGAGCGAGCUGCCCCCCGAGGGACACAGGCUGCUUAUUGGGUCCCUGCCAGCUCACCUGUCCCCUCACCUGCUGGGAGGGGCCAUCUUCUUCUUCAUCAUCUCACGUGGCAAAACUGUAAUAUUCCAGGUCUUCAUAUUGUCUAAUUGUCCUCAGUGCUUCCACUGUCCUCUUUGCUCCAAGUUCAUGGCGUCGGAUGAAAUAGAGAAGCACCUGCUCAUGUGUUUCAGCAAAACGCGCCUCACCUACAACAAGGACAUCCUGUCCAGAGACUCUGGGGAAUGUGCCAUCUGUUUAGAAGAGCUGGAGCAGGGAGACACCAUCGCCAGGCUGCCCUGCCUCUGUAUCUACCACAAAGGUUGUAUAGACGAGUGGUUUGAGGUGAAUCGCUCGUGUCCGGAGCAUCCCGCCAACUAGGAGCUGCAGGAGUACAGUUCAGGCUACUGUACAUCACUGUGGUCGACCGUGUGCCCUGACCUCAUCCCAACACUGUCUGUUCCGGCCGAGCGUCAGCGCUCCUCAGGGAUUGUGAGACAUUAAUGUGCACAGGAUUUUUCAUAGUGCCUCAUGGGACAGCGAUACAUUUCAGACAUGUUUAUCUCGACGUCAUGGGACGUUCAAAGAACCACUGGUGGAGUCACUGUGUCUCCAGAAAAAUAUGUGAAUGUCCUUUUUUGCCACCUGCUGGCCUGAAGUGGGUUCAUGCAACCUGUGAACUGUUGUGCUGAACAGGGUGUGGUUUUAUAGCCGUGGACUUGUAUAACCAAGACGGUGGAGAGUUACGUCUCUUCUCAGCAGAGGUUUAGACGCAGAGACUGUUGAGACUUGAUCAGAAAGCUGACGGCUGAUGUUGUGCAAUGUGAAAAACAGCCAUUCAGAAUUUAGAAAUGCCUUUUUCAGCUUUAAGGGAUGAUUUCAGUAUUGAUGGCAGGUAGGAAAUAGAUCCAAAUUUUAUUGUGAAAUUUGUUAAACAAUCAUGUGUCAUAGACCAAAUAGUCUAACGUGAAAUGGUCGGACUUUGUUAAUCACGUGUCCAUUCAGAACCACAGUAAUGUGAUUGUGUAGUUUUGUGGUGGAGUUAAAGAUAAGACAUAUCUAAUAAUGAUUCAUACUCUACGGAGUGCCAUAAUAUGCUGCUAUGUCAUAGACUGGAAUGUUGUCCUAUAACCUUUGAACCUUUGUCUGUUGUUCUUUCUACUUGUACUGUAAUAAGUUGCACAACAAUAAAUGUUUUGUCUUUG
Epinephelus moara (kelp grouper) is the source of this 1939-nucleotide messenger RNA. Its product is annotated as E3 ubiquitin-protein ligase ZNRF2-like. The record is from RefSeq and is a predicted model, not a curated record. Lineage: Eukaryota; Metazoa; Chordata; Actinopteri; Perciformes; Serranidae. The coding region runs from base 462 to 1115 and encodes 217 amino acids. The transcript is spliced from 5 exons.